Messenger RNA from Exaiptasia diaphana, 3530 nucleotides. RefSeq lists its product as uncharacterized. NCBI's taxonomy places the organism in Eukaryota, Metazoa, Cnidaria, Anthozoa, Actiniaria, Aiptasiidae. The coding region runs from base 125 to 2521 and encodes 798 amino acids. The record is from RefSeq and is a predicted model, not a curated record. The transcript has 7 exons.
CCUGACGAGCACGGAUCGUACGCUAGGAACAAACUACACUGGGUCAACAUUCCUGAAGAAGCCAACCAUUUUACUUUCGACCGAUAUUUGAAUAAGAGGCGUGUUAUGAUAUUUGAGUUUGGAAAUGAUUUCACACCACUACUUGCAUACAUUUUGUAUUAUCAUAGUAUUAUCGACUAUUUCUGCAGCUUCACAAGGGAAAGUGGCUGUAUUCUUAGAUAUCUCGAAUAACACAGACAUAAAACUAGUCAGAGAGGUAUUUCCACUAUUGACUGAAAGAGGGGAGACUUAUGAAGUAUUGGUAAUCGUCUCCCCCAAGAAUGCAACUACUGCAAGAAAUGACCUUUUGCGACAUCUGAACACUCCGAAGUUCUCUUCAUUUUUUCCCAAUCAAAAAUUUGAAUGGCUUGUAAAUCAACAAGAAGUCCUCGAAUGGCUGUCCAUGAAUGCACCAGAGACUGUUCUUUGCUUCUCCCAAGAUAUUUGGUUACCAUUUGCUGUGGUUGACGCAAGGAGGAAAGGUAUAAUACCGAUCAAUUCAAGCAUUAUAUCAAUAAUGGAAGAUCGUAGAGAUUCAACUCAUAUUGAUACAUUAGAUGAAGUGCUCCAUGAAAAAAUGGCAUCAACAGUAGAGUAUUCCGAUCAUGUGCUUUUUGCAAAUGUUAGAGCCAAAAAUUUUCUAAGAAAMAUAUUUCUUGGAAGCAAACAUGGUACUGCAAAUAAACAUCUGCUUGAGAAAGUUAAUUCGGCAUUAAUUCUGGGCACCUCUUCUUGGAGCAAACARAUACUUUUGUUAAUACCAAGUAAACAUAUAUCAGGCGUAAAAAGGGAAAGCCGCCGCUACAAAAGAAAUGUCGCUCCACUUAAUGUUGCAUCAUCUUCAUUAAUAACCUCUUCCUCCUCUUCCGUCGCUGUUAUGUCAAUGUCCUCUUCGCAAUACAAUGAAGAUUUAUCUUCAACUACUUAUAGCUUAAUGUCAUCAUCGCCACAGCCCUCAGCUUCGCCUUCAGUUGGUGUAAGUCCGUCAGUGUCCUCUUCGCCACGACCUUCUUCAUCGCCCUCAGUUGCUGUAAGUCCGUCAAUGUCCUCUUCGCCACGACCUUCAUCGCCUUCAGUUGGUGUAAGUCCGUCAAUGUCCUCUUCGCCACGACCUUCUUCAUCGCCGUCAGUUGGCGUUAGUCCGUCAAUGUCCUCUUCGACACGACCUUCAAUAUCGCCUUCAGUUGGUGUCAGUCCGUCAAUGUCCUCUUCGCCACGACCUUCAUCGUCGUCUUCCGUUGGUGUUAGUCCGUCAAUGUCCUCUUCGCCACGACCUUCAUCAUCGUCUUCAGUUGGUGUUAGUCCGUCAAUGUCCUCUUCGCCAGGAACCUCAGCUUCGACUUCAGUCGCUGUCAGUCCUCCGUCAAUGUCCGUUUCGCCACGACCUUCGACAUCGUCUUCAGUCGCUGUCAGUCCAUCAAUAUCCUCUUCGCCGCAACUUCAAAGUUCUUCCUCAUAUUUUGCUACUCCGUCUAUUUCUGCUAAAUUAUCAACCUCUUCAGUGAAUUCAUGGGCUUUAUCUACACUAGUGACUAAGCAUUCCGUAACUUCCUCAAGUACUUAUUUCUAUCCUGAUACAACGCCUUCUACAACUCAAAAACCAACCACUGCACCACGUCAAGAAAAGAAGAGAUACUUGAUUACUUUCAAAGGUGACUGCGAAAAAAUAGUAAGCAAUCCAGUUCAAAAAGAAGAGUUUAUGAAGCAAUUCAAAGAAACAAUCGCAACAAUCAUUUCAAUCUCUGUGGAAGACAUCCAUGUUGAUAAUAUUCGGUGUGGCUCUAUUCUUGUCACUUUUACUGUCGCUCAUGCAUCCUCAAGAACCAUAGAAGAAUUAGAAAAGGCACUGAACGAUAAAAGACUUAAAGUCCAGUUGAAGGAAACAACUUACGUUGCUAGUAAAGUAGAAGUAGUCAAACCAAGCCCGACUAGUGGUUCUUCCUCUUCGUCUGACAAGAAGCUUGCCUUUUGGUUGUACGUCUCUUUUGGAGCAGCGAUGGGUCUAAUAUUUCUCAUUGGUUUAAUUGUACUGCUAGUGCGUUGUCGUAGAGAUCGUCUUAGUAAAACGUUUGUCUUAAGUGGUGAUGCUGAUAUGGAAUUGAAAAGAUAUCGAGGAAUGCCACGGUCUUCAUAUUAUCGAGUUGAAAUGUACGGCGAUCCUAUGGAAGCAGAUGCAGUUCGGUCUGGAAUCGACGAAGAAUAUGAUGGUGAGGCCCUAACUUACCGGCAAAGCAACAUUUCGUUGUCUUCGUCAAAGCAAGAAUCCCGUCAUCCCACUAAUAACGUCAGCAGUCAAGACGAGUUUUAUAUGGGCAACCUUCCUGAAUGGAAGGUUCCAAAGUUGAAAACAUCGGAAGUGGUCGUUAACGACAGUAACGAAGAUAGGAAGAGUGAUGAUGAUGGUGACGACGUUUUGCAUGCUUAUGACAACCCAGUGAUGACAUUUGGAGGUUCAUCCUCAGAUGCGUCUGUAGAAAAGUAAUAUUAUGUCAUUGCACGGUUAACCCAGUCAUUAUAAAAAUAUAACUAAUAGUAAACAAUGAUUACCAAAAGAAAAGAACUGCCUAGUAAAUUGGUAAUGAAGAAGUUAUUAAGGUUAUCCGUUAAAGAGAUGAAGCUAUUCAUCAUACAUUUACUCAUAAAUUUUCUUUUAAAAUACUGUAUUUUGUCAAAUUUUCAGCAGAUUACUCUCAAAUGCUGCCAUUUGUCUCUGGCUUGAUUUAGAAUAGCUGGGAUGUAAUUUAGACUAUUGGGCUUUUUAUAGUUUAGAAGAAAGCUAACUUUAAAUCAUUUGUGAAGACUAUUGAUAAAUGGAUUUGCACAGUCAAUGAAGAAAUGAACUCGAUAUUACAAUUCGCUGCACUGUUAUUUUCAGGGAAUUGAUAUAACUCCAAACGUGGAGUUAAAAAAAGGUACAAGAUGAUUCCUUUUUAGGAGUAACAUUAACUCCACUUAUUAUUCUACUUAGGUAUCUUCAGGUGGAGUUAAAAUUAUCCAUAGUGGAGUUGAAAUUACCCUUAGUGGAGUUUACUCUCAUUACGGAGUAGAUUUAACUCCCUUUAAAGUUACUCCAUUCGGUGGAGUAAAUUCAACUCCCUUGACAGAGUUAUAUCAACUCCCUUAUUGUGUUACGUUGAAAAUAAGUACAGUAAAAGACAUUUCGUGUUCCUCAUGACCGAUACUGUAGUACUUUAGACAGAAAUUGCGUUUUUAUAAUAUAAACUUCCUGUAAUUUUAAAAUUUUAAAUGCACUGUGCAGUCCUUUGUUAGGGGYUAGAUUUUGUUUUUUGUUAAUUAAGGGGGAAAAAAAGUCGAGAAAAAAAAUGACGCGAGCGUGUAUUAUGCUCUCAUCAAACACGGCUUUUUGGCCAAUCAGAGCGCACGUAAUACAAAAGUUAUUUUAUAAUGCUCUUUUUCCCACACAAGUGUUAUCCAAAUGGCUGGCUAUCAAUUUUUAACCUACAAGUAAUAAACAUCUUAUUUUCAUAAUA